UCAUCUGCAGUCAUCAAUAAUAUCCAGCAUAAUGGAUUUUGGUAAAGGGUGUUUCUUGAUGUGUGUGCUGAUGUUCUUGCAUAGUUUACCAUGUGAAUCCACUGUUAGUUUUCCAGAUACUGGUUACAGGUCGAUCAGCAACCUUAAUCAUGAUUGCUGUUGCUCUGCUAACAAUCUUGGACGGAUUACAUCUCCACUAGAUACCUCUGUUUCUUGGACUUCGAAGCUAUUGAAACUAAUAUCAUUUUUUGGACAUGGGCAAGCAGCUGUCACUUGGGUGAUGCUUCUCAUCACUCUGCUCAAUAUCAUGGUUUAUAAGUUAAGGCAAUUUCAUGAAAUAAGCCUAGGGAAAGAUAAGAAGCCAGUCUCUUUGUCACUAGAACAUCAAUGCCGCCAGUUUCUGCUUGCUGAGAUGCGAUUGGCAACAAACAAUUUUGAUCAAGCAUUGAUCAUAGGGAAAGGAGGAUUUGGUAAGGUAUAUAGAGGCGUCAUUGACCAUGGUGCAACAAGGGUUGCAAUAAAACGAUUGGACUCUAGAUCCACGCAAGGAGCCUCUGAAUUCUGGACAGAGAUCAAGAUGCUUUCCAAGUUUCGACAUAGCCACCUUGUUUCUCUUAUUGGAUACUGUGAUGAGUUUGAUGAGAUGAUGGUUGUAUACGAGUAUGUCUCUGGUGGAAACCUUGGGGAACGGCUGCAUAAGGUUGAUCGAUCAACCAACAAGUCACCUGUGUCUUGGGUGGAGCGCCUCAAGAUAUGUGUCGGGGCAGCACGUGCAUUAGACUAUCUUCACACUGGCACAGGAGUCCAGCAGCGCAUCAUUCAUAGGGAUGUUAAAAGCUCAAAUAUACUCCUCGAUGAGCAUAUGGCAGCUAAGGUAUCUGAUCUAGGGGUGUCCAAAAUUGGUCCAGCAGAUCAGCUGUGUACCCAUGUGAGUACAGAAGUCAAAGGUUCAUUCGGGUAUUUUGAUCCUAACUAUUUCAUGACUCGCAGAUUAACAAGGAAAUCUGAUGUAUACUCAUUUGGGGUUGUAUUAUUGGAAGUGUUGUGUGGGAGGCCUGCUGUUGAUCCAAGUCUUGGAGACAAUGACCUUGGUCUAGUUGGUUGGGCCCAACGUUGUAUUAGAGAAGGUAUGUUGAACCAUGUUAUUGAUCCAAACCUGAUGGGACUGACCACUAAAUGUUUGAGGGUGAAGAGCCAAAUCAUGCCUGAUUGCUUAAAAGCAUUUGUAGAAAUCGCUGACAAAUGCUUACAGACUCAUCCCAAAAAUCGUCCAACUAUGGCUGAGGUAGUAGUUGGACUUGAGGCUGCAUUGGCACUGCAACAAAUAGAAAUUUGUAGUCCUUAUGGCAAUCAAGGACAAACAAAUUCCUACAUGAAGUCUGGGAAGAUAACAUUCUCAAGAAUGCUGCGACAUAUGAUGCCAGUCAAAACUCAUGUUAAACCUGGCCUGGGUGAUGUAGAGCCACCGGAAAAGAAGAAAAGACGACAUAAUCUUUUUCUUCCCAGUAUAUUGUCUAACAAACAAGUGUUCACGAGCAAAAGUAGAGAUACCUUCCAAGAAUUUAAUUUCAAAUGGGAAGUUGCAGAUUCUGCUUUGAGAAUAUUCACUUUAGCUGGACUUAAAAUUGCGACUAGGAACUUUAAUCACGCUCUGGUGGUGGGUGAGGGAGCCUUCGGAAAAGUUUUCAAAGGUUGGGUUGAUGAAGAAUCUUACGUUUCUUCAGAGGCUGGUUCUGGGAUGCCUAUUGCUGUUAAAAAGCUCAAUACAGAUGGUUAUCAAGGAUUGGAAGAAUGGCAGGCAGAGGUGCACUUUUUAGGCAGGUUGAGUCAUCCAAAUCUGGUAAGGUUAUUGGGGUACUGCUCAGAAGAUAAGGAGCUACUUCUCGUCUAUGAGUUUAUGGAGAAGGGGAGCCUAGAAAAUUACAUAUUUAAAAGAGGAUUGGGACCUCCACUUUCAUGGUCAUUGCAGCUCAAAAUCUUGAUAGGAGUAGCUCGAGGCAUUGCCUUUCUGCACACAACAGAGAACCAAAUCAUAUUCCGAGAUUUGAAGAGUUCUAACAUAUUGCUCGAUCAGGAUUUCAAUGCAAAAAUCGCUGAUUUUGGGUUGGCAAAACAUGGUCCUGUAAAUGGUGAUACACAUCUUUCUACAAUGGUAAUGGGCACAUAUGGCUAUGCAGCUCCAGAGUACGUGGCAACAGGUCAUUUGAAUGGUAAGAAUGACAUAUAUGCAUUUGGAGUGGUGUUACUGGAAAUUCUUACAGGCCUAAGGGUUAUUGACCAUACACGCCUCCAAAAGGAGCAGAAUCUGGUGGAAUGGGCAAGGCCAAUGCUACUCAGCAAAAGAAAGCUCAAGACUAUAAUAGACCCGAACCUUGGUCAUGACUACCUGCCAGAAGCUACCUUCCAGUGUGCUGCACUUAUUCUAAAAUGUACUCAACCCGAACCUGAAGAAAGGCCAUCCAUUGAACAAGUCUUGCGGAGCUUGGAACACAUUAGCGUCUUCACAGAAGGAAACGGCCGCUCUAUCUUGUGGGGGUAAAGGACAAGUCUGCAUAUAUCUCACCCCACCCCGUCUCUGCUUCUGAGUGGGAUAUACCAGAUUCGUUUGGUUUGGUUUGCUUAUAUUGAUUCAGCUAU
Cynara cardunculus var. scolymus (artichoke) is the source of this 2637-nucleotide messenger RNA. RefSeq lists its product as uncharacterized. Bases 32 to 2539 code for a protein of 835 amino acids. Gene Ontology annotation, molecular function: protein kinase activity; ATP binding. NCBI's taxonomy places the organism in Eukaryota, Viridiplantae, Streptophyta, Magnoliopsida, Asterales, Asteraceae. Gene Ontology annotation, biological process: protein phosphorylation. The record is from RefSeq and is a predicted model, not a curated record. The transcript is spliced from 7 exons.